AUGCUGCUCUCGCUGCUCGCAGUGCCGCUGUUGAUGGUGAGCAGGCCGCUGCCGAGGGUGCUGUGCCUGCACACGGGAGGAACGCUGGGAAUGGAUGCAGAGCAAAGCUAUGAGCCAGACGGCGUGGAUGGCCACGUGCACCUGAAGCCCGGCACCGGAGGCUCCUUCUCUCCAGCCGGCGCCCUGCGCCCAGGUGCCAUGCUGAACAAUCUGCUGUCGGCGGUGCCGGAGCUGCGCGCGUACGCCAACCUGCGCCUGGAGAUCCCCUUCAACCUGGACAGCUGCCGCGUGGGCCCCCCCGAGUGGGUCAAGCUGGCCAAGAUCCUGCACCGCAAUCGCGACCACUACGACGCAUUCCUCAUCGUGCACGGCACGGAUACGAUGGCAUAUACCGCCAGCGCUCUUUCGCUGCUUCUAGCCGGCUUCAAGAAACCCAUCGUCAUGACAGGGUCUCAGCUGCCGCUGUCCAUGCCGAGGUCCGAUGCGCGGCAGAACCUGAUCGACUCGGUGACGUGCGCGACUUCGUUCUUUGCGCCGCCCCACACGCAGCUGCAGGAGGUUGCCAUCUGCUUUGGCGGCCGCCUCAUGCGCGGCAACCGCGCCCAGAAGGUCCACAGCAGCACGUACAGGGCAUUUGACAGCAUCAACUACCCUCCACUGGCCACCCUCGGCGUAGAUGUCGACUGGAACAUGUCCUACCUGCUCAAGGUAAAGGGAGUGUAUAGGCCGCGUUUCAACCUGGAUACUCGAGUCAUCCGAGUUCCAAUCAUUCCCGGCUGCGACCCAAGGACAGCGUACGGUGAUCUGAAGGCCAGGAACGUUCGGGGGGUCGUGCUGGAAUCCUUUGGGGUGGGCAACAUGCCCGACCUGCCACGCCUGGGGUGGCUCCCGUGGCUGAAGAAAACAGUGAAGCAGGGGAUCAAGGUGUACCUGUCCAGCCAGUGUGCCUCAGGGCCCCUGCACCCGGAGCUGUAUAAGAGCGGCAAGGCUGCCAUGGAUAUGGGCGUGGAAGCUGGGCCUCAGAUGACUCCUGAAGCGGCCGUCAUCAAGCUCAUGCUGUGCUUGGCCUACCCUGACAUCCCUUUAGGUGUCCCUAUCGCUGGUGAGCUGUAA
Molecule: messenger RNA, 1113 nt
Organism: Coccomyxa subellipsoidea C-169
Lineage: Eukaryota; Viridiplantae; Chlorophyta; Trebouxiophyceae; Coccomyxaceae
Product: Asparaginase/glutaminase
Exons: 8
Coding region: 1-1113 (370 amino acids)
Molecular function (GO): asparaginase activity
Source: RefSeq, a predicted model, not a curated record